Molecule: messenger RNA, 3251 nt
Organism: Asterias rubens (European starfish)
Lineage: Eukaryota; Metazoa; Echinodermata; Asteroidea; Forcipulatida; Asteriidae
Product: protein asteroid homolog 1-like
Exons: 2
Coding region: 354-2513 (719 amino acids)
Source: RefSeq, a predicted model, not a curated record
CAUUAGACGAGAGGAAAACUACACACCAAGAGCAAACACACCAUUUUGCAAUAUGAACCAUAGUCAGAGUUGUUGCUGAUUUCUGCAAAACUUGCACCAUCUUGAACUGCAACAUAAACAUCCUGCAAGUAAACUCAUCCAACACAGUGCAGGCUUUUGAUGCAUCAGAAUUGUUCACCCAUCUGGGUUCUGACCAGAGACUGAUUUCUUAUAUCCGACGUCUUCAGUCACUGUUGAAACAAGAGCAACAAAAGCGCUACGUAUUUCCAUCGACAAACUAUGGCUAUUUGAAAGGACCUGCUUGUGUCAUUGGCAUUAAUUUCUACUAACAAGUCAACCUGAAGUGGUGCGAGAUGGGUGUUAGAGGACUAACAAGUUUAAUUGGUGAGCAUCCAUCGUUAUUCUGCAGGCAUAAGUUACACGAUGUCCGCCUUGUGAUUGAUGGCUAUGCACUACUCUACUUCCUCUAUCAGGAUCCCCCAGCAUGUGAUGAUGGACAUCAUGGGGGUCGCUAUCAACACUUCGCUACCAGGUGUCAAAGCUUCUUUCGUAAUCUUGCCAAGUGCAAUGUGUCCUCGUUUGUGCUGUUUGAUGGAGCCUAUGAGAAAGAUGAUAAAAAGCUUGCUGAGGUUAAGACUAGAUGCGCUGAUAGGGUACGGACAGCUGUAGGUAUUGCUAGUGGCAGCAGUGCAUUAGCCUUUGCCCCUUGUGUUUCCAUGGUGUUGAAGAAGGUACUGGAUGAUUUAGGUAUUCCGUAUGCAUAUUCUAAUUUUGAGGCUGAUGCCGAGACGGCAGCCCUAGCAAAUGCCUGGAACUGUGCAGCUGCGUCACGUGACAGUGACUUCUACAUCCUGGAUUUGAGAGCUGGGUACAUUCCGCUGGACCAUCUUGAGUGGAAAAAUCCCAGACAUGCUGAAGAAUCUAAAUCAAAACCCACAAGCCCUCAUCAGCAAAAAAAGAAAGCGCCACCCUCAGCCAGUUAUUUUUACAUUGACUGCUUGAAAUAUCAAGGCUCUGCAUUCUGUAAGAUGUAUAAAGUCAAACAGUCAUUGCUUCCGGUACUUGCUACUGCAGUCGGGAAUGACUACAAGGAAACUUUUGGUAAGUCAUUGACUGGGUUCCACGGUUUUGUCCACUCUCAGUUCUCAAGAUCCAAAACAAAGAGCAAGAGCUACAAUCAAAUUACAAGUUAUCUCUCUUGGUUGAGCGAGAAGGAGACAAUUGAGGAAGCCGUAAGUGAUAUGAUCAAACAUGAGAGAGGUGCUAGCCGACUACAGCUGAAAAAGCUGAUUGAGGCAUCCUUAGAGAUGUACUCUCUACCUGACUGUCUGGCCAUUGAACAGGUGCUCUCUGGUACAUCUGGUAGAUCAGGUUCCACUCCAAGCAAGAUGGCGAUUUGUGCUUCAAUACCUCAAUGGUUUGUUGAGCUUCUUACCAGGGGCAAGGUAGAGAUGUUUUGUGCAAAUGUGUUGUGCACGAAGAGGGUGUUUCUUCGCAUCCAGGUGGAAGACCCAUCCCAACAAAGCGCUGCAGUGCCAUCUGUUCACAUUAGAUCGGUGGUGUACGGGAUCUUACUUUGGGAUCAGAAGUCUCUUGAUAAAAUACCACCUAUUGUGGAGGAGUAUGCUCAAGGAUCAAGCACCCUAAAACACAUUCUAGUAGAACCAGUCUAUGAGAUUGAUAGAGGUGAUGGAAUGAAAUCGGCAAUUCCUUCCCUCGGAGAUGUUCCUGCAAUGACCGCUUCCGAGCGGAGACAGUUUCUUCUAUCUACUCUUGGGAUUAACAGCUCAAUUAUUGAAGGUAUUCCAGAAUCAUUCCAACUAGCCACUUGUGUGACCAUAUACUUAAUACAUCAUGCGGAGCCCUUGGUUAGUUCUGAUCAUGUUUUAGCUUUAACUGUGAGUUGGCUUCAGGGAGUGGCUACUGCCACUCAAGAGUUCAUCAGCAGACGCCAAAGUACACCCAGCCUUCUACAAAUAGGUCUGAUCAACUCUGAUGUGUAUGCUCUAAUAAAGAACUGUAGGUCACAUGCCAACAAGUACAAGAAAUUCAAGAAGUUUGAUUUGGACCUAGAAGUGACGCACAAAAUGGCACAGUGGCAGCAGUGCUUGUUGGAUGUUGUCAACUUGAACAAAGUCCUGUUGGAACCCUUCCCCAACCCUGACAUGGCUGUGUUGUACAAUGGUCCAUUGAUACACAGUAUCUGCUCUGUUCUUCGUCCAUUGCAAAUGACAGAGCAGUACCAGUUGGUGAUUAGCAUGUUGCUGCAGGGAACACAACGGAGAGUUCCUGCUUUGUUUGAUCGACUCCUGGAACCAACCUGGCCACUGCUUACACCGAGACAACAGAAAACCAUGAAAUCAAGAAGAAGAAAGAGGCCACCUUCAAGAGGUACCUACAGACCACCAUCUAGCACCACUGGACAAGCUGAAAGGACUGAAUCGAGUGUAGGUGGUGAAGUAAGGUAUAACGUUAAUGUUACAAGUAGGUUUGGGCCUCUAGCUAUGGAAUGAAAUAAGAUUGUCAUAGUACUCUACAUACUUGUAUGUUCUUAAAGGUGCAGCACAUAUUCAUGGUGCAUGUGUCUCUAAUAUCAAAAACAUCAAACUAGAUUGAAUGUACAAUGUACAAAUGUUUACAUUGUAGGUUGCGUUUCUUGGUUCACACUGGUUUUCACAUCAAGGUGAUCUUAGUUGUUCCUGCAACAACCUCAGAUUUAUCACUUACUUUGAGGAAUGACCAUGUUCUUAUUUUUCAAAAAGAUACGGUACACCUGUUUCAGCUCAAAUUAUUUUGUUAAAACUUGCUAAAAGUUUAAUUUAAAGUUAUGAAAUCUUUCUUUGUGAUAAAGAAAACUAUUGACACUUGUCAGAUUUCAAUUAAUGUUAGGGAUCUUCCUCAUUCUCGAACAGAAAAUCUCUUGAGGUUAUCCUGUGUACAAUUUGAAUUGCUAUCAGUUAUUGUGUGAAUGGCUUUAGCCACACCUAUACAAUAACAGAUCAUUCAUCCAUGAUCGAGCCCUCUGUUGACAGAUAAUUCUCAUUAAACCUUUCAGACACAAGAUUCAGCAAGAAUAAUUCAAUAUUUUAUGUUUUAAAAGCAUGACUGAAUACAUGAGCCAACAGAUCCAUAUUUACCAGUGGAUCAUUUUUAGCAAGCUAUGCAAGUAAUGAUUUCAUUGAUGCUACUGGAUCAGAACUGAUUUUAUUAAAGCAUCUGACUAUGUGUAUGAAGCAAAUGCAUGAUUUAAG